AUGGCUUCUCGUAUCCAGAUUCCCCUCGACGUCCUGACGUCGCGCCUGAACAUUCAGGAUCGCUUCGCCGGAUUUCGUAACACUUCUCUCUCUAGUCGGUUCGCUAAUAUGCGUCCCGUCAGCGAGUUCCUCGACUUCAAGCGUUUGUCUAAACCGGAAAACUUCGGCGAGGUUCAGUCGCGUGUCAAUUACAACUUGGGCACCUUCUCGAGCAAUUACCUCUUGGUUAUUAUCCUCCUCAGUGUUUACGCCUUGAUUACGAACCCCCUUCUGCUCUUCGACAUAAUACUUCUGGGUGGUGGAUUGUGGCUCCUUGGCCGACUUAAUGGACAGGACCUUACCAUUGGUACCUUCCAAGCCACGUCUUCCCAGCUGUAUACCGGAUUGCUCGUCACCUGUGGUCUUCUAUUUCUUAUUGCGUCACCUUUCACCACUGUCCUAUGGUUGAUUGGUGCAAGUGGCGUGGUCAUUUUUGGCCACGCUUCUUUCAUGGACAAGCCUAUCGAUGAGGCUUUUUCCGGGGAGGCGGUCUAG
This is a messenger RNA of Daldinia childiae, 534 nucleotides long. Its product is annotated as Prenylated Rab acceptor 1. The record is from RefSeq and is a predicted model, not a curated record. The transcript has a single exon. Bases 1 to 534 code for a protein of 177 amino acids. Lineage: Eukaryota; Fungi; Ascomycota; Sordariomycetes; Xylariales; Hypoxylaceae. Gene Ontology annotation, cellular component: Golgi apparatus.